AUGGUGGAAGAUCACAAGCACGGGGAAUCAAUCCUGGAAAAGAUUGUUGAGAAAAUCCAUGGCCAUGAUGACUCAUCUUCUUCGCACGAUUCCGAUGACGAUAAGAAAUCGUCGUCGUCCUUCAAGUCAAAGAUUUACCGACUUUUCGGGAGGGAGAAACCUGUUCAUAAGGUUCUCGGCGGCGGAAAACCUGCCGAUAUUUUUCUUUGGAGGAACAAGAAGGUUUCUGGUGGAGUAUUUGGUGCUGCAACUGCGUCCUGGAUCGUAUUCGAGCUCAUGGAGUACCAUCUCCUCACUUUCCUCUGCCACUUCUCCAUUCUUGCUCUUGCCUCACUGUUCUUGUGGUCUAAUGCUUGUACCUUCGUCCACAAAGCAUCUCCUCACAUCCCGGAAGUUCACAUCCCUGAGGAUCCUGUUCUUCAGCUUGCUUCUGGACUAAGGAUUGAAGCUAACCGUGGCUUUACCCUUCUUAGGAAUAUUGCAUCAGGAAGAGAUCUGAAAAAGUUUAUCUUGGUAGUAGCUGGCCUGUGGGUUUUGUCUAUUAUUGGCAGCUGCUGCAACUUCAUGACAUUGUUCUAUAUUGCCACUGUGCUUCUCUUCACAAUUCCCGUGCUUUACGAGAAGUACGAGGACAAAGUAGAUGCAUUUGGCGAGAAGGUGAUGAAGGAGAUGAAGAAGCAAUACGCAGUGCUCGAUGACAAGGUUUUGAGUAAAGUUUUGAGCAAGAUUCCAAGAGGAGCUCUGAACAAGAAGAAGGAUUAA
This is a messenger RNA of Microthlaspi erraticum, 762 nucleotides long. Lineage: Eukaryota; Viridiplantae; Streptophyta; Magnoliopsida; Brassicales; Brassicaceae. The record is from the annotation of a GenBank genome assembly.